Messenger RNA from Cantharellus anzutake, 1412 nucleotides. Its product is annotated as membrane transport protein-domain-containing protein. The record is from RefSeq and is a predicted model, not a curated record. Bases 9 to 1385 code for a protein of 458 amino acids. Lineage: Eukaryota; Fungi; Basidiomycota; Agaricomycetes; Cantharellales; Hydnaceae. The transcript has 6 exons. Gene Ontology annotation, biological process: transmembrane transport. Gene Ontology annotation, cellular component: endoplasmic reticulum; membrane.
AGAAAAGAAUGAACGCAAUCAAUAUAGGGCUCUUCACGCCUUGUCUGCUAUUUUCCAAAGUAGCCUCGUCGCUCACGCCACAAAAGCUCAAGGAACUGUGGAUUAUCCCCAUAAUUUUCGUAAUGGUGACUGCCAUAUCUGGGAUAGUCGCGUCGAUCAUAACCACUAUGCUGCGCCUGAAGAGAUCUCAGCGGAACUUUUGUAUGGCGGCCUCGAUGUUCAGCAAUACCAACUCAUUGCCGAUUGCGCUCAUACAGAGUAUGGUGUUCAACAUCAAGGGUCUCAGCUGGGGCCCGGAUGACAACGCUGAUUCGAUGCUCGGGAGAGGAUUAGGGUAUAUGAUUCUUUACGCGAAUUUCAGUACGAUGGCCCGUUGGUCGUACGGAGUUCAUUUGUUAACCCAAGAGGAAGAUGAACUUACCCAAAAUCAAAGUACCCUCCAGCAAAACAUUGAUGCACGCCCCGAAGGAUCCUCGAUGGGGGUACCUGGUUUGCUGGAAGUCGGACUUCCUCCAAUCCAACCAGCCCAAGUCCAUAACCCAGCGGCGGUCGCCUCUCAAAACCAGGAUUCACCUAGACAGCAGCGUGAAUCAGAGGAUGGAUGGGGAAGCGAUCAUCUUCAUCUGUCAUUCCAAACUAUCACAUCGCCAUCGUCAAGUAUAUGGCAUUCUCGUGCCCGUCGAAUAAAGACGAAAUUACUAACAUUCCUGAAGAAAGUUCACGAGUUCGCAACGCCCCCCCUGUAUGCUUCACUUGCUGCAUUUCUUGUUCAUUUUCUGAUGGAAGACGUUCCACCCGUGAGGGGCUUCCUAGAAAGUGCUGGCGCAUGUUCGAUCCCUAUCACCAUGUUAGUGCUGGGGGCGUAUUUUCACGAGGACUCUGUGCUAUCCCCAGUCCCCCCUACUAGUAAUGAGCCCCGAACUCAGGAGAGCGAUACCGGAGGGGAAGAUUGCUUCCCGCCAGACCUAGAGCAACGUUCCGAAUUAUCAUUCAAGACCCGUACUAUCGAGUUUUUGGCAUCUUCCUCGAAUUCGCGCAAGAAGGGAUUAGAAUGCAAAACCAGCCCGGGGGAGACGACCACCGUAAUUGUCUCGUGCUUGGCUCGGAUGGUUGUGACACCUUUGAUCAUCCUGCCACCGAUGGCUGUGCUGGCGGCGUAUGAGGUACUUGAUUUAUUCACAGACCCCGUAUUUGUCGUAUCAAUUGUCCUGUUGAUAGCAUCCCCGCCUGCUUUGGCGCUAGCCCAGAUUAUACAAACCUUGUCUGGCCCGGGGGGCGCGUUUGAAAGACUUUUCGGUCGAACGAUCUUCUGGGCAUACUGCUUGUUUUCUCCCCCUCUCACCCUGUUCUACGUUGCCAUUUCUUUGCGCUUCUUGCAGCUGUGAGCUGUGACCAUCGUUGCCCUGUCUCCC